AUUUAGCGGACGGAACAGGAAACAGAGGCUUAACUUGUAUCCCUCUCAUAUUAUCGAAAUAUACAUGUAGACGUAAGCAUUUUCGUGUGUUUGUGGGUAGAAUGGUGUCCCGCAGACAGGAACGGGUGUGGAGGUAUGUGGAGGAAGGCAAUCUUCUAAAGCUAAAGUCGUUUCUCCGAAAGCACCGGGAUUUGGACGUCAACUUCUCCAAGGGGAAGAGGCUGAGGAGCCCACUGCAGCUGGCCUGCUCGCUGGAAGACGACGCUGUGCUGCGGCUGCUGCUCAAACACGGGGCCGAUAUUCUUCAGAGAGACCGAAAAGGAGACACAGCCCUUCACAUCGCCGCCAAUAGGGCGCUAAAACACGGGAAAAGGGUAUAUGAUGACGUCGUUGUGCCUCUUAAGAAAAAAUGUCCAGAAGCUUUAAAUGCACCAAAUAGAGCUGGAGUAACACCACAAGAUCUGCUGAACUGGAUGAAAAAUUCACAGGCUGCGGAAAACAUGAGUCGUCCACCCAAAGCAGACCCAGAGAAGGAGUGGCUGGAGAAGCUGUUUGGUGAAUGCGAGGAUGAAUUCUUCGAAACCUUUGGAGCAUAUGAUGCUGAUGAUUAUCUACCUGUUGACGAAGAAGAGGAAGACUUUGGGGAUUGGGUAGAUCGCAUCAGAAGAGAAUAUUUUCAUAAGAAACACGUUGAAGCUCAAAGACUGGCAGCGUCAUCUAGGAAAAAAGAAAAAUGUAGACAAAAAGAGGAAAGCAAUAAAGAGCUGUUUGAAAGGUUGCAGAGAGAACACGAGGAGUACCUGGCUCGAGCGGCGCAAAAAGAGGAAGAGACUCGGCGGGGAAAGAAACGGCAUUACGAUGAGCGAUGUGCUGACAUGUUCAGCUCGGCUGCCUCCACAUCGGGCAGCUCAAAGCUCAGCUAUGGUGACAUCCCCUGGCCAGCUCCGAGGGGCACCGUCCAGGAGAUGUUGGAUGUAAUGCUGCACGGUGUGGACCGGAAGGACGAGGCGGCAUUUCGUAAAGCCCUCCGGAAGCAGCAGGCGCUGUGGCAUCCUGAUAAGUUUGCUCAGCGCUGUGAAGCUCGGCUGGAAGAGAAGGACAAGCAGCGGAUUCUGGACACAGUGACGGCUCUGUCACAGGAACUCAACAGCCUGGCUCAGACUCUCAAGGCUUAGAGAUGAACACUAAUCACAUGUUUUAACAAACUCAGCACUAGUAUCCUAUCGAAUUGGCAACAAAGUUCUUGCACUGUAAAGUCCAAACUCCUAAAGACAUCAUUGGUGCAAACUAUGGGAGUUCUUGAACAAAAUAAUAAAA
Molecule: messenger RNA, 1317 nt
Organism: Cyprinodon variegatus (sheepshead minnow)
Lineage: Eukaryota; Metazoa; Chordata; Actinopteri; Cyprinodontiformes; Cyprinodontidae
Gene: nfkbil1
Product: nuclear factor of kappa light polypeptide gene enhancer in B-cells inhibitor-like 1
Exons: 4
Coding region: 102-1175 (357 amino acids)
Biological process (GO): canonical NF-kappaB signal transduction
Molecular function (GO): protein binding
Source: RefSeq, a predicted model, not a curated record